AUGACCUCCAGCUACGGACACGUUCUGGAGCGGCAGCCGGCGCUGGGCGGCCGCCUGGACAGUCCCGGCAACCUGGACACGCUGCAGGCCAAGAAGAACUUCUCCGUGAGCCACCUGCUAGACCUGGAGGAGGCCGGGGACAUGGUGGCGGCGCAGGCGGACGACAGCGUGGGCGAGGCGGGCCGGAGCCUGCUCGAGUCGCCGGGGCUGACCAGCGGCAGCGACACGCCGCUGCCGGACAAUGAUCAGCUCAACUCGGAGGAUAAGAAGAAGAGGAAGCAGCGGCGGAACAGGACCACGUUCAACAGCAGCCAGCUGCAGGCACUGGAGCGGGUCUUCGAGAGGACACACUACCCUGACGCCUUCGUGCGCGAGGAUCUUGCCCGCCGAGUCAACCUCACAGAAGCCAGAGUGCAGGUGUGGUUUCAGAACCGAAGGGCCAAGUUCCGCAGGAAUGAGCGAGCCAUGCUGGCCAAUAAGAACGUUUCCCUGCUCAAGUCCUACUCGGGUGAAGUGGCAGCUGUGGAACAGCCCAUCGUGCCCCGUCCAGCUCCCAGACCCACCGAUUACUUGUCCUGGGGGACUGCUUCUCCAUACAGUGCCAUGGUCACUUACUCUGCCACAUGCGCCAACCAUAGCCCUGCCCAGGGCAUCCACAUGGCCAACAGCAUUGCCAACCUGAGACUGAAGGCCAAGGAAUAUAGUUUACAGAGGAACCAGGUGCCAACAGUGAACUGAGGAAAACAAUUACACAGGCCUGAGAAGAAAUUUUAAAAAAUAAAUAAAAACCAAAAACCAAACCAAAACAGCAACACACCAAAUACCACAAAACCCCUAAGUCACCUCUCCAGCUCUGUCAGUCGCUGCUUCAUCUGUGGACCACCAAACACAGAUCAGUCAUCACAGCCCAUCCCAACCCAAGACAGAUACUGGAACCCAUGCAGAGAGAGGGCAGGAGAGGAAGAGAAAUGGAAAUUAGUUAAUAAUCCCCAU
Suncus etruscus (white-toothed pygmy shrew) is the source of this 993-nucleotide messenger RNA. RefSeq names its product paired related homeobox 1 (gene PRRX1). Gene Ontology annotation, biological process: regulation of DNA-templated transcription. The record is from RefSeq and is a predicted model, not a curated record. Bases 1 to 738 code for a protein of 245 amino acids. The transcript is spliced from 4 exons. Gene Ontology annotation, molecular function: DNA binding; DNA-binding transcription factor activity, RNA polymerase II-specific. Lineage: Eukaryota; Metazoa; Chordata; Mammalia; Eulipotyphla; Soricidae.